AGGCAGCUAAAGCAGCAGCAGCGAUAUUGAAGGUCCCUAUUUCAGACUCCGCUUUCUGUGGACGGAGAACGCGGCCAUGGCGGAUUACGAUGCUUACGACGACCGAGCUUACGGGAGCUUCGGCGGCGGCAGAGGACCCCGAGGUGGAGCCGGCCCAGGAGGACCACGCAAGCAGAAGGAGCUACCUACAGAGCCCCCCUACACAGCAUAUGUGGGAAACCUGCCCUUCAACACAGUACAAGGAGACAUAGAUGCCAUUUUCAGAGAUCUCAGUAUUAGGAGUGUGCGACUAGUAAGAGACAAAGAGACAGACAAGUUCAAAGGUUUUUGUUAUGUAGAGUUUGAUGACUUGGAAUCUCUGAAAGAGGCUUUGACAUAUGAUGGUGCUCUCCUUGGAGAGCGAUCAUUGAGGGUGGACAUUGCAGAGGGUCGAAGACAAGAGCGAGGUGGAGGGUUUGGCUUCCGAAAAGAUGAAAGAGGCCGCGGUGGCACACGGGGGUCCAGAGGAGGUGGACGCGAAUCUAGAGACGACUUCGACCAUUCUGGAGGAGGCUUUAGAGAGGACGAUUUCAUGGGCGGGAGGGGUCGAGGAGGCAGUCGUCCUGGUGACAGACGGAUGGGUAGCGGAAUGGGUCGCUACAGAGAUGGACCUCCACGCGGCCAGACGGAUUUCAGAGAACCCUCUGAAGAGGAAAGAGCGCAGAGACCAAGGCUACAGUUGAAGCCUCGCACAGUCUCUGAACCCCUAAACCAAGUGGCCAAUCCAAACUCGGCCAUCUUUGGGGGUGCCAAACCCAGGGAGGAGAAUUGAUAUAGCCGUGUGGCUGCGUUAUUCUGGAAGGCUAGACUGGAUCUACGGGCUUUGUCCACGAAAAAUCUUUCAAAGACGUGUGGGCAGAGGGUGAGAGGUAUCAAGCUCCCCCCCUUUGCACACAAACCCAAAACAAGGCCUCGUGUGAUUGGUUAAAAAGAAGCUGGACUUGGGGCCAAUGGGGAAAAAAAGACGUGGCCUAGGCUUAUACCUACCCGCGUCUUGUCAUCUAUAUGUGAACCUCGCACACCUAAGCAAGACUCAAAGGACAGUGGCUUCAGUUUGAUUCUGUUGCCUUUGGGUAAGGACCUUACUGUGUGUAUUCUUUUCUCUCCCUUUCCCAAGGCAUCUUUAUGUUAAAGCAUUUGAAAUUGAAAUUCUAGACACAUGGGAGUAAAUGCAGACCCACUGUGUCUUUUUAUAUUUUGCUUACUAAAUUGCUGCUCCGUUUCUGAAAUAACGUUUUUGGGCUUUCAGCAACCACUGUCUUAAACAUUAAAUGGUUAAAUGGCAAGAGAAUCUGAAUGUUCAUUUCUGUUUCGUAUGUAAUUCUGGCAUAAUCAUUUUGAAAGGUUUUUUUUUGACCAAGUCUGUUUUAUCCAGGUAUGCGAUGCUUUCUGCAAUGAUGCGAGACAGCCAGUUUGUUUAGAAGAGUGAGAUGAAGGCGUGCUAGCUUUUGAACAUGGAUAGCGGCUACAGUCUCAGUCAGGCAAUUGUCAGCGUUCACAGCUUGAUAGUAAUGUAUUUCAUCAAAAAGUUAACUAUGGAUCACUCUUUAACAUGGACAGUAAAAACUGCCUUGACAUAGGAAGCUUAUUGAACAAAAGUGUGAAAAAAAUAAAAUAAAAUCACCCGCACAUUUCCAAUCAAGGUGGUACCAGGCACUAGUCUUGUCUAUUAGAUCAGGAAUAGAUUUCUCUUUGGAUAUCCAUGUGUUGCAACCUUUUUAUUUUACAUUUUACUGGACAUGAAAUGGAAGAAGUAGAGCCUUUUCUUACUGUACUAUAGAACGAUUGGCUGUUUUUAUUCUUUUGUUUUUCUUUUCAUUUUUCCUACACUGUUUAUGGCAAUAAAAUAUAUCAUCUUAAAGUGUUUCAAAUGAAUGUGUUCACCUGGACAAGAUGUAGAGUGCACAGCAAAUGGGGGAUGUCUGUCCUAGAAUAUGUAUUCACAAUGAAAAUGCACUUAGCUAAGGUGGUAUACUAAGAAGUAUUGGGAUUCUGUUUCAGAUUAAGAAAGCUUAGUGCCAUAUAAAGUGUUGUUCAACAUUUCCUGAGUACUGCCUAAUUUUAGUCCUGAAUCUUUAUACUACCUUGUUUGGAAGCUGAUUGUUAAACUGGAGUUGGAGUUUGCUGACAUUUUCUACUUCAUAAAAUGUAGGGAGUAGACGGGGGUUCCGCAUCAGCGUUUCAUUGCAACUUUCAAGUGGAGCCAAUGUAAAGUUACAUUCAGUAUAAAUCAAAUGGAGACUUUUGGUUUGCGCCCCCAAUACCAGUAAUUACAAUCAGAAUUUAUCAUUUUAAACUUUGACUUCCUAUCUAUAAUACCAGCCUUGCCAUUUUUCUUGAGCUUUUAGCUUUUUUGGAUUAUCUGCAGUUCACUGACUUUAACAGGUUGGGUAAUAAAUUUAGACUUAAUUAAGCACAGUGACUUCCUGAGCAAAAUAACCCAGACAGACACAGGGUUUAUUUGACACCCUGGAACUGCACCCUUAAGUUUUAUACUGCAAUGUGUUAAUUAUAAAGAGUGUGCUGUUGUGGACAACUUGAAUUUUAUUUUUACUUUUU
This is a messenger RNA of Colossoma macropomum (tambaqui), 2598 nucleotides long. RefSeq names its product eukaryotic translation initiation factor 4h (gene eif4h). The coding region runs from base 77 to 811 and encodes 244 amino acids. The record is from RefSeq and is a predicted model, not a curated record. Gene Ontology annotation, molecular function: RNA binding. NCBI's taxonomy places the organism in Eukaryota, Metazoa, Chordata, Actinopteri, Characiformes, Serrasalmidae. The transcript is spliced from 8 exons.